GGUGACCACACCUCCCGGGGAGCGGAGUGCGCGCCGGCAGAGAAUCGUAGGGCGCGUUCACGGGUUCGUCGCGCUGCUUUGCUGGACGCAGAAACCUGCGCGAAUUUGUCAAGGAAUCGACGAUUUGCGCCGGUGAUCUCCUCCAGAAAUCGGAGUUCAGAAGACCAUCUCGAUGCCGAGGAGUGACGCGUGGCCAAGCGACGUGACCGUGAACACGAUGGCCCACACAGACAGUGCAGGCAGCUGCAACAGUGUGGUCAGCAUCAAUUUGGGCUCCAGUGAUGACAAUCUAGCAUACCUGUCGGCAGAGGAAAGGGCUUGCCUCAUGUUCCUGGAGGAGACCAUUGAGUCCCUGGAAGCUGAAGAAGAUAGCGGCCUGUCCAACGAUAAGUCCGAACGCCCGCCUGGUGUCACGGGCAGCUUGGCUGCCAGGAUAGCUCACCUGUCAUCAGUCAUGGCCCGCGGUAGACAAGACAAUUUGCCUAAAUAUACCAAAAAAGACCCUGGAAAGGAGGUGACCAAAGAGCAAAAGCCCUUCAUGAGCAAUCGUGUGGCCACUCCAUUCGUCCUGGCGAAGGACAGCUCCAGUAUCCAGCCUAAGGGUGGAAUGAAAGUGUCACCAAAAAAUGCAAACAGCUGUAUUAAACCCCAGGCUGAUGCAGCUGAUCGCAAGCCUGAAAGCAGCCAGAAUAAGCCGAAAUCUGACUCUGCAGCGUCCAGGGGGCCGCUGUCCUACGAGGGACUUGUACAGUUACGAAAAAGCGCCUCCACAAAAAAUGCCACCACAAGCUCUUCCUCCGAAUCCAAAGCCAAGCAGUCUCCUGGUCCUGCCGCAACAGUUCAGCUACACAGCGAGAGUCUUCAUGCCCCUGCCUCACAUUCACCAAGCCAGCCCGCAGCUACUCCGCAAAAGUUAAACCCACCCGUUGUUCCUCCUAAACCGAAAUUGCUGCAGUCUAGUAUAAUUCACAAGGCUAAUAUACAAGUUGCAGGUUGCAGUACAGAUUCUGAUGAAAGCUCCCUUAGCACCUCUCCAAGUGAGAUUGUGAUGGACCCCCAAAGGGUAAGGAAUGAAGCCCUGCGUAAGCUAGGCCUUCUAAAGUCAGGUGAGGCUCCUGUUCAUCCUGUCAGAACCCGUCAGAUUUCAGAGCCAGCUCUGAUGCAUCCUGACCCAGACCUCCCUCAAAUCAUCAUUGGUAAAGCUCAGCCCACUAGCUCUCUGGGUGCCAGGGAAAUUAAAGCAGGUCCAGCAAAUCUUCAGGCAGCAGAUUCCAGUGAGAUUAAAUUGGCCGUGUUGGAACGCUCAGGGAUAGACCUGGCAAACUCAGUGGCCAGUCUCGCUUCAUCAGACCAUAGCUCCAAAGCCACACCCAAGGGACCCCCUAUAAACUUCCGCAACAGCCGGCCUCGGCCAUCCUCCCUGGGAAAUCAAAAAGACUUUGAGGGCAUCCAGGAUAGGCACUUCCCUACUGCAUCUGGGACCUCAGGGCUUCAGGAAGCAGUAAAAUCUGCACCAGUUUCCACUCACCGUCCCCAUGGGGCAAGUGUAGUGAUCAAACCACGGUGCUCAACAGGUGAAGAUCGGCAAGAGGCGCUGAGGAAGCUGGGGCUUCUGAAGAACAAAGAGUCUUGAAGGACACACUAGUCCCCAGCUUGAGCACUUGGCUGAGAGAGGGUGGGUUUCUUGUAGCCAUACCCUGGUCUUGCACAUGUUAACUAUGUAUGCAGGUAUGUUUCCAUAUGCAUAUCUGGAGUGACAAACAGGACUGAGGGCUCCAAAAUGCCUGAAAUUUUGCACAGAAAAUUUAAAGCACUAAUUUUGGUAAGAGCCUUUAGAUGCCUUUUACUUUUUCACAAGUGUAAUUGUAAAUGAUGAUAAUAAAUUGCAGUUCUUUUUGCAAACUCGUAUGUUACCCAUGGUUUCACUGACAAUAGAGAAUGGUUCUACUUGUUGUUGGACUUUAGAAGGAACUGAAGGUACUAUUCUAAUGAAGUUUAAUAUUAAACAGAUUCCAUCUUGACCGCUGCUUGGCAUUUUGGGCUUUCCUAAAACUUAUUUGGAAUUUCCUUUAGGAAAAAAACUGAUUCUGUUGAAGUUCAGCAAUUUCAGAAAUGAGAAACCCUUCUGCCAAUAAAAUGUCAGUUUAUACUUGCCUGUCUAACUGAUUAAGUUACAGGAAGGACAACUGAAUGCUGGUAAACGAAAAGGGGUGGUUGUCCUGACGAGACACAACAUGCUGUCAUCUAAUGUGUUACAACAAGUCAAUGAGUGUAAUAAGCUGGUAAAAAUUGCUCUAUGAUCUGAACUGUGGUAAGGAUUUGAAGUGUUGUGCUUCAAAUUUCUUUGAGUUAGUCAAGAAAAAGUAUCAAUAAAAUUAUAAAGAAAUAUAUCAGUGGGGAGGGGG
Scleropages formosus (Asian bonytongue) is the source of this 2405-nucleotide messenger RNA. RefSeq names its product specifically androgen-regulated gene protein. The transcript has 4 exons. Lineage: Eukaryota; Metazoa; Chordata; Actinopteri; Osteoglossiformes; Osteoglossidae. The coding region runs from base 173 to 1633 and encodes 486 amino acids. The record is from RefSeq and is a predicted model, not a curated record.